Molecule: messenger RNA, 982 nt
Organism: Verruconis gallopava
Lineage: Eukaryota; Fungi; Ascomycota; Dothideomycetes; Venturiales; Sympoventuriaceae
Exons: 2
Coding region: 35-859 (274 amino acids)
Biological process (GO): retrograde vesicle-mediated transport, Golgi to endoplasmic reticulum
Cellular component (GO): SNARE complex; endoplasmic reticulum
Molecular function (GO): SNAP receptor activity
Source: RefSeq, a predicted model, not a curated record
CCUCUACAAUCGUAUCCUGUCUGAGAACAGCACAAUGGGCAAAUCUGCCAUGCCCCAAGAUCCUCAAGUCAUAAACCUAAACAAGGUUCUUGCCUCACAAGAGCGCGUUCUCUUGUCUGAAUCUCUAGAUUCCAGCAACUUUAAAUCGCGGUACGAAAGAGCGAGAAUAAGAGCGAAUUUUGACUAUGCACGCUCGCUGCUUCUCACAGUUUCCUCCACAAAAAAACUGCCAAAGGAUGACAUCCAACGCAAACGGGACCUAGUCAAGCGACUUCAGGCUCGAUUGAACGAACUGGACCACCUGUACGCACAAGAAGACGAGGAAGAAUGUGAAUCGUGCGACGAAGAAGAGCAUGAGCCAACAAAGGCAGGAAUCAUACAGGAGCCUGAAGGCAUGCGACAGCGAGGUCAAGGGGGAUCUAGCGCAAUACAGCCCACGGCGACAACCACGUCCUCAAACCGUUACAGCCAGGCAUUCCCACGGAGCAAGUCCUCCGCCACGCGAGAAAACGAAGAGUCCGACUGGGCACUCAAGUCGCGCGAGAGCAAAAUCUCGUCACAUGACCGCGAGCGUGCCGAACUCCAGACGUCGCUCCUCAACCUUGCCGUCCAGCUUAAGCAGUCAGCCCGAGGAUUCGGGGCCAGCAUCGAGCAGGAAAAGGGUACUCUGAACGCAGCCAUACUCGGACUGGAUAAGAGCGUCGGAGGGAUGGAGGGCGCCGGAGGCAAGAUGGAUAGCUUAAGGCGGGAGACCGAGGGAGUGGGCUGGUGGAGGAGGAUGAGGCUGUACGUUGAGGUGGGAGGUUUGUGGCUGCUGGCUGUCUUAUUGGUCUUUGUGUUUCCCAAAUUGAGAUUCUAGAAGGAGUGAAUUGAGGGUCCGCGUGCAUGGUCUGGCGUUCAAUACCAGAUGUAUUAUGAGGUCGGCAGAGCUAUUCAAGCUGCUAUAGAAGCUAAUUCAUGAAAUAUCACAAUUCACAGCUCA